ACCAUGUUAGAUACUAAAACUCAGGAUUCCUCAGCCUCUUCUACAUCCGUUUCGACCGUUUGAUUUUUAUAGUCUGUUCUAUCUGUGAGCUUUACUUGGUAUGGUUAGGUUUAUAGAUUCUGUUUCGAAAGGCAUUCAUCAAACUGUUAAAUUCCAGUUCCCGUUUUCUCAGCUGGGCUUUCCUAACAUUUACACAGCGUGCUAGUAAACGCUCUCUCAUCCAUUUCAAAGUCGCAUAACACCUUGUGACCCUACAGAGACUUCGUGCACAGACAUGACACAACUGAAGAUACUUUAUAUCAUCGGGAUGCUGCUGAUAACACAAAGCAUCGCCGUUAUCAGAGUCCCCCUUCACAAGACCAGAAGCCUGCGCCGCCUGAUGAGCAACAGCGGCAUGUCUCUUGUGAAGCUUCGGGAUUUGGCGAAGAGCACUGGCGCACCCGACAGCUCCCCCUCCCCGAAAUUUCCUGUGGAGAGGCUGACCAACUUCAUGGAUGCUCAGUACUAUGGGAUGAUCAGCAUUGGCACCCCUCCACAGAACUUCACUGUGCUGUUUGACACCGGCUCCUCCAACCUGUGGAUCCCCUCCAUUCACUGCUCCUUCUACGACCUGGCCUGCUGGCUUCAUCAUCGUUACAACUCAAAGAAGUCGAGCACAUAUGUUCAGAAUGGCACAGAGUUCUCCAUCCAGUACGGCAGAGGCAGCUUGUUUGGCUUCAUCAGCGAGGACACUGUCACUAUUGCAGGUCUGUCUGUUCCUGGUCAACAGUUUGGUGAAGCGGUGAAGCAGCCCGGCAUCACAUUUGCUGUUGCACGGUUCGAUGGGGUCUUGGGCAUGGCCUACCCCUCUAUAUCAGUAGCUAAUGUCAUCCCGGUGUUUGACAAAGCCAUGGCUGCCAAGCUCCUGCCCCAGAACAUCUUCUCUUUCUACAUAAGCAGAGACCAGACAGCAGCAGUAGGAGGAGAGCUGAUUCUGGGUGGGACAGAUCCACAGUACUACACCGGAGACCUGCACUAUGUUAAUGUCACACGCAAGGCCUACUGGCAGAUUGAGAUGAACGGAGUUGAAGUUGGCAGCCAGCUGACUCUUUGCAAAGCCAGUUGCCAGGCUAUUGUUGACACAGGAACGUCCCUAAUUGUCGGUCCUCGAGAGGAAAUCAGAGUGCUGCAGAGAGCCAUUGGAGCUCUGCCCCUGCUGAUGGGAGAGUACUUUAUUGACUGUAAGAUGAUUCCAUCUCUCCCCGUCAUCUCCUUGAAUAUUGGAGGGAAGAUGCUCAAUUUGACUGGGGAGGAUUAUGUCAUUAAGGAAUCUCAGAUGGGUAUAUCAAUCUGUCUGUCAGGCUUCAUGGGCAUGGACUUCCCACCUCCUGUGGGGCCCCUAUGGAUCCUGGGAGAUAUGUUCAUUGGGAAGUACUACACUGUGUUCGACAGGAUCGCUGAUCGUGUGGGCUUUGCCCUCGCCAAGUAGUUACAGAACACUGUUUGUAUGAAAUAGGUUCCACUGCUCAUUUCUAGUGGCAAUUUGACUUUGAAGAAGAUGCUGUUUAAAGUACGUAAAGUUUGUUGGAUAUCACUGAAAGGCCUGGCUGGCCACAUAUGUAAAUAUCUCACAUCUGCUUCGACCAAUUAGGUUUACAUGAGAAACUGGUUUCCAGUGAGCACGUAUGAAUCUUAAAUUAAUAACCAUUUCCACAUAUUUAGCCUGGAGUGCAGAUGUUUUCUGCAACUGAACAAAGGGACUGCUUCAGUUUCUUGCACUUGUCUGCGAAGCUGCUUCUGAUUUUUGAGCUUUAAAGUGGCAGGAUUCAGUCAGAACUAUGCAUUUUGAUGUAUUUGUGCUGUUCAAUUUUCGUAAUUUAGAUGCUUUGGGGGAACAAAUGCACUUCAAAUGUUUCAAUGUAAGUUUGUUUCAUUCCUAGCAACUGAACUGCAUUUCCAGUUUCAAACUAUGAUGCUAGAUUUCAAAAUAUAACUUUAGCGGCUUUGUAGACUGAACAUACCUACCCUUUUUUAAACAUGCCUAUGUGAAAUUUAAACCAAAUCUCCCAAUAAAACUUAACAAUGACUGAAUGUUCAAUCAGAUUUGGGAUGAAUGGGUUUAUUUGAUUCUAACGUGUCCUGUAGCAUGAAAUAAAGUCUCUCAAACUGCAUGCUUCCUUGGGUGGGGGAAAAGAAAAACAAA
Molecule: messenger RNA, 2182 nt
Organism: Xiphias gladius (swordfish)
Lineage: Eukaryota; Metazoa; Chordata; Actinopteri; Istiophoriformes; Xiphiidae
Gene: napsa
Product: napsin A aspartic peptidase
Exons: 10
Coding region: 275-1468 (397 amino acids)
Biological process (GO): proteolysis
Cellular component (GO): lysosome
Molecular function (GO): aspartic-type endopeptidase activity
Source: RefSeq, a predicted model, not a curated record